Molecule: messenger RNA, 783 nt
Organism: Rhagoletis pomonella (apple maggot)
Lineage: Eukaryota; Metazoa; Arthropoda; Insecta; Diptera; Tephritidae
Exons: 1
Coding region: 1-783 (260 amino acids)
Source: RefSeq, a predicted model, not a curated record
AUGACACAGUGGCAGCACUUAGCAAGCCCGGAGCUAGCCGAUCUACAAUUCGGGACUCCUGGCAAUAUCGAUAUUUUGGUUGGUGCUGAUGUAUGGGGUCAAGUGGUUGAAGGUGACGUUAAUUUCGGCGGUCUGCAAGAGCCACAUCCACAACGCACACGUUUCGGUUGGGUUGUCUUCGGUCCAGCAUCAGCAGAGAAAAUAUCAGCACUGCCCUCGCUUGCAUUCAGCGCACAGCUGCGAGGCGAGGACAUGCAGUUGGAGGAGCUCGAACGCAAUUUUUGGCAGCUAGAGGAAGUGCCUUCACAAGAUUGUGGUGGAGACGAUGAACGCGAACGACACUUUUCAGCAACUCACUCUCGCACUUCGGACGGUCGCUAUGUUUUUCAGAUAGUGUUUCGCGCUGGCGCCCCACCUCUGGGCGACUCAUACGCACACGCUUUGCGAGAGUACGAGGACCUGGGCCAUAUGGAGCGCGUUGGUCCACUAGACGACAAGGAACCCUGCUAUUAUAUCCCACACCACGCGGUUACGGAAAAAUUACGCGUCGUAUUCAAUGCCUCUGUGCGGACUACAAACGGUAUCUCAUUGAACGACAUCCAGUUAGUAGAAGAAACAAUCCAGGAACCGCUCAUCAAUAUCAUGUUUCGGUUCCGCCGCUUUCGCAUCGCAUUGUCGGCAGAUAUUGAGAAGAUGUACCGACACGUGCCAGUAACUCCUAAGCACAGGAACUUCCAACGAAUCAUUUGGAGGGAAUCGACAAGUAACGGCAUCGCUGUAUAA